Messenger RNA from Colius striatus (speckled mousebird), 1029 nucleotides. RefSeq names its product nicolin 1, tubulin polyglutamylase complex subunit (gene NICN1). The transcript is spliced from 7 exons. The coding region runs from base 1 to 720 and encodes 239 amino acids. NCBI's taxonomy places the organism in Eukaryota, Metazoa, Chordata, Aves, Coliiformes, Coliidae. Gene Ontology annotation, cellular component: nucleoplasm. The record is from RefSeq and is a predicted model, not a curated record.
AUGUCGGGAGCGGCGGGGCCGGGGCCGGGGCCGGCGGCGGGGCCGAGCCGUUCCCCGCUGCCCUGCGCCCCCCGCCCCGCCGCCGCGCUACAGCUGGGCGGGGGGGCCGAGCCGGCGCGGCCCGGCGUCACCGUCAUCGACCUCCGCUUCCCCCGCGGCGCCGCCGCCGACGUGCAGGAGAUCGUCUUCAGGAACUUCUACACGGCCUUCCUGAGCGUGCGGGUGCAGCGGCCCGGCCCCACCGGCUCCCGCCGGUGGGUGACCUGCCUGCGGGACUACUGCCUCAUGCCCUGCCCGCACACCGAGGAGGGCUCCCAGGACUACUUCUCCCUCCACCGACACCAGAUGCUGUGCGACAUGGACCAGGUGACGGCGGUGCGGUUCAUCCUGCGGCAGCCCUCCCCGGUCUGGCUCCACUUCACCAUUGAGGAGCUGCAGAUCUUUCCCCUUGGACAGAAGAGCCCCCAGAAGGAUUUUCCCUCCUGGCUCUCCCAGCUGACCCCUCCGGAGCAGCCAACCAGCCUGCACAAGCAGGGCCCUGCUCACGCUGCUGCGUUGAGAAACCACCGGCAGGAGCUCCCUGACCCAGAGAAGGUGUCGACAGAGGUGCAGCAAAUGUGGGUGCUGACGGAGGUGGUCCGGGCUCGCCAGGCAGCUGCCCGCAUCGGGCGCUUUGACGUGGAUGGCUGCUAUGAUAUCAACCUGCUUUCCUACACGUGAGCCCCGCCAGUGCUGGCCAGAGGGAGCCGGCUCUUCCAUGCUCCCGGGGCCCAAGAGGACUCCUGUGUUCCUGCACUGGCCUUUGUUCCUGGGGGUUCCCAGGCCCUCCCCGUGCCCCAUCCCCUGCGCUGGCUGGCAGGGCAGCUCCCCCCGCUACCUCUGCCCUGGGGAGCAGCCCCAGCCCUGCAGGCUGAGAGACACGGCUCCCGCAGACACGGGGGUGCUGGGGCCGGCGCCCGGCGCGCCGGGGGUCCGAGGACGUGACGGGGAGCGCCUCGGUCACGACUAAAAGCUGCUACGUUGGCCCUG